AUGGCUAGCUGUAAUUCCGGUGGUGUUUCUGGUCGCCGGCAACGCCAAGUGGAAGGUGACUGUGCAGUGACCGGUUCUGGUAAGAGCAGUGGUGAGCCGAUGUCCAUGACUACACAGACGAAUUUUUCUGGCAUUAUUCACCUUGUCGUCAUUGAUGCUAAAAAAUACAGGGAUGAGUGGAAAGAAACAGGCUGCACAGUCUUAUGUGAUAACUGGUCUGAUGGUAGGAUCGGAUCACUUGUUGUGUUUUCUGUUGCAUGCCCAAAAGGAACGUUGUUCUUGAAGUCGGUUGAUGUUUCAGGUCAUGAACAUGACAGUACUUACUUGUUUGAGCUUUUGGAGUCAGUUGUGCUGGAAGUUGGUUUAGAAAAUGUUGUUCAGGUUAUCACAGAUGCCAGUGCUGGCUAUGUUUGUGCUAGAAGGCUUCUCACAGCGAGGUAUAGUUUUUUGUUUUGGUCUCCUUGUGUCGCUUAUUAUAUAGAUAAGAUGUUAGAGGAUAUUGGUAGACAAGAUUGGGUUAGCACAGUCCUGGAAGAUGCAAAGACAAUCACACAAUACAUUUAUGGUCAUGCCUGGAUUCUGAAUAUAAUGAAAAAGUUUACAGGUGGAAAGGAAUUAAUCAGACCAAAAAUUACUAGAUUUGUCACUGAUUUCCUUUCCUUGAGAUCUAUAGUGAUGCAGGAGGGUAAUUUAAAGCACAUGUUUUCUCAUUCAGAAUGGUUGUCUUCCAUGUAUAGCAAACGUCCAGAUGCACAAGCCAUUAAGUCAUUGCUAUAUUCGGAUAAAUUUUGGAAGCAUGCGCAUGAAGCUGUGAGUGUUUCUGAGCCACUGGUUAAACUCCUAAGGAUGGUUGAUGGGGAUAUGCCUGCUAUGGGUUAUAUAUAUGAAGGAAUGGAGAGUGCAAAAGUUGUGAUCAAGGCCUAUUAUAAGGGAGUCGAAUCAUAUAGCUCAAAACCCGGUGGUGUAUUCAUGUAUUUCUGUUCUUUGAGAAUACCAUUCAUGAAAGCAUUAUUAACAUCAAUUUGA
This is a messenger RNA of Vigna radiata var. radiata (mung bean), 1026 nucleotides long. RefSeq lists its product as uncharacterized. The record is from RefSeq and is a predicted model, not a curated record. Lineage: Eukaryota; Viridiplantae; Streptophyta; Magnoliopsida; Fabales; Fabaceae. Bases 1 to 1026 code for a protein of 341 amino acids. The transcript has 2 exons.